Messenger RNA from Spirometra erinaceieuropaei, 6167 nucleotides. The record is from the annotation of a GenBank genome assembly. Lineage: Eukaryota; Metazoa; Platyhelminthes; Cestoda; Diphyllobothriidea; Diphyllobothriidae.
AUGAAGUUUGCCGUGGGAAGGGACUGGCGUACGUUCUUUGACGUGAUCAUUGUCGGUGCAAACAAACCAGACUUCUUUCGCUCAAAAAUCACGUAGGUAUUACUUCAGAGGGGCAGUAUGCUGAACCUCUCUAAAUCCUCCCUAUUGAGGUUUAGUCAUGUUUUUUUGAAAUGUCUCCUCGAUCUUUUGCAUGGUUUAACAGUCCUAACGUACGCAUUAGUAUUAUUGGGCUCCCGCUCCCCAACGCAUCAACAGGUCACGCGCUUUCCCUAGAAUGAUUUGGCUUAGGAAUUAAAGAAGUUCGGCGAUCAUGGUGGUACGACCGUCUUCUCCCCAGGGAAGUUACGUCUCUCGGGGUGCAUCUAGCCAUUAGGAAACAGCGAAACUACUCCCACGCCUCCCAAGAACAUGCUUGGUUUCUGUUCCACAGAGCAACUUCAGCCUAGUUUACCUAUGAGCUCAUUUUCCCUCUCCUAAACUACGGCGCCAUGACGGGGAGGAGGAGUAAACAGCGGCAUGAAGAGGGACGAAGGAUGCGUCGGAGAGACGGAGGCUUUACGGUUCGAGCAUUACCGUCUAUCCAUCACUGCCCCUCCUGGGCGUUCUACUUUCACUGUAAAUGUCCUCUCUGUAACCUCGAAUUUUUGGGUAAUCUGUGACCCUGCGGUCAUCUGUAUUGUUAGGAAUCUCAAUGAUCUCUUAGCAUGUCAGAGAAAUUUGUGAGAAUGCAGGUAUGGUUUAUUCUACUGACUUUGAUAAUGUCCAUAUCUCCCGGCUUCGAGCGAUUUUACGGUCAGCUGUGCAGUCUACUACUCAGAGCUGCAUAUAUUUAUGAUAGAAGGAGCCUUGGGAGAAAGCAAGAAACCUUGUGCCAGGAAAGUGAGUUUAUGGGUCCUUAUUUGCACGUUUUUUUAAUGAGGAACGAAACUGGGGGGAGGGGAGGACUUGCCUACACAUCCGCCCGCCCAUUAUUUGUAAAGUGUGAUCAUACCAUUCCCUUUUAUUAUGCUAUUACUCAUUCUAAUCUCCCCUGCCUGCAAUUGUCAUCUGUCCGUUAACUUUAAGCUUCUUCAUGCGCAUCCACAUCCUUUUUCUGCAGAGCAUUCCGGGCUGUUGACGAGUGCGGAGCAUUUAGGAGUUGGGAGGGUGUCUCGAAGUUCGAAAAAGGCCAAUUUUACCUCGGUGUAAGUUGUACUCUGCCUCUUUCUCCUCAGUCGCCAACAGGAAGCAUUGAUCAGAUGUGGUUAUGUAGCCCCACCUUAAGUAAACAAACCCCAGUCACCUCUAAUACGAGACCGGUGGUAAUGGCGGUGGGGCCGUGGAAUGCACAAGCGAUGAUGUCAAGUAGCUGUAUGCAAAAGAAAAGCUAUUGGGAAUGUGUGGUUGUACUUUGAACGGUUGAGAAAUAGUUGCCCUAGCCCAUAACCAUAACCCCAAUCCCAACAGUAUUGUGUCCAUCAUGUGGGGCUACCAAACCACAUCUUACCGAAACAUCUGAGGGACUGCAUACACCUUGUCUUUGAUACAUUCUCAUUACGUUCCGUUCAGUUACAAGGCCAAGCUUCUCAACUCGGAAAAUUUUGAGUGCAAACUUUCGGUACACCGAAAAGUCCAUCUAGCCGACAUUGCCACUAAAACUAUAGUCUCCACCAGAAAGACUCCAGGCAACUGAAAAGUAUGGAGAUCUGUCGUACGCUCUGAAGAUGUUAAAAUUGAAACUCUGAGAGUGGGGUUUGGCAUCGCUCUCUCGGACUCCUUGUAGGUCACGAGUGCGAUGUAUUGGAUGCACUUUCCAAGGGAGGCUAUGGAAAAUGUUUGAGCCCUGUCUACCUCACGGCAGUGGAAUUCUGCAAGAUUCUGCUUUUAUAUUCAAACAGGGGUGUGAAGGCGUUUGCCCAGAUGGGAGACUUGAUUUCAUCGACCUGAAUGGUAGACGAAAAAAUCCACAUUCCGUUUCUUCUACAGGAGUUUUGGGCUAGGACUAGUAGUUUGGAGUAACGUUUUGGCUUUUGCCGUCGUCAUUCGUCGAACCUAGGGAGCGAAAACCUGAAGUUUGGAUAUAAACCAUUAACUUCGAAACCCACUGCUCUGUGAUUUAAUCAUGGGCGCAGGCCCUGUCAGCUGCGCUCGCGAAUAUGCUAUCGAUCCGCAGAGUACAAGCAGCAGGGUUAGUAGUUCAGUAUUACCGGGACUCCGAUUUCACUCUGGUCUCACUCUCUGAGUGCGCCUUCGUCGACCCGCUGAGUCUUGAAAGGUUUUCGAAAGCGGAUAAUGGCAUUCCGUACUUCCUGCCCUAAACCUCCUUCAUGCUGUGUGCGGACCGUUAGUCCCCCUUUCUCCCGGGCAUUGAAGGCAGCGUCUGCGCCAACGUGCUUGAAAUUCGAGCUACUGCUCCCUUGAAUAAAAAGCUGUGAUGUGUGGCAUAGCUCUUGUUCUGUCCGAUCGUCUCUUUCUCGUCAGUUACUGUAUUCGAGAGUUAUAUUUCUACCAGUCACUACACUUGGUUUUACUCGUCGAUGAGUAAGACUGCUACUGCAGUCCGAACCAAUUACGUAGCUCCUUUUCCCUGUUUUCAUCAUUGGCUAAAACAUUAAAUAACACUCGCGGUUGCCCACCUCAGACUGCAUAACAUUUUCAGUAGCUGUCCACUGUGCCUUUGUUAUUUGUAUGUUCUAAACCUCCAAGCCUGUGUGCUCGCUGUGCAUUUUAGGGCAACUUGGACAUGCUGAGGCGGUUUACAAAGUGGCCCUUCCAGCGUGUACUCUUCUUCGGCGACCACGUAUAUUACGAUCUUGCGGUGAGUGCGCGGAGAUUUCUGCUUUAGCCUCCUCACUCUGAGUGUCUUCCUGCUUUCAGAAGAGUACUCUGCCUAGAACCCCUGAACCUGUCUGUACGCACGGGUCUUCCUAAUGCACUCCUAAGACUGAACUAUGGAACUCUCCCCUGUCUUCGCGUCACAAAACCGAUCUAUCUACAGUCGAAAGCUUGCAGUAGUUCAUGUCUCUAGGAUCGCUUAAGACCCCUGGCAGGAAUACCCGCAAGGACGACUGGCAAAAUGUUUACUAGUAGUCGAGACAGUUAUGGCACCCGAAAGUGUGCACUUGGGAAGCUUAAUCGAGUCUAAGAGUAGUGGAAGCGGCUGCGAAUAACCAGCCUGCAGAUUUCAGUUAAAGACUCCGUAGCCAGCACUGUCGUGUCACCGCAUAUUUGCACAUAAUAUUCGCGCUGUCGGGACUCCUUAGGAUGCUGAUUACACAGCAUUUGGUUGCUUAGUCGCCCAGCUCGGGGGCGUCUAUUUCUUUUGGCCAGUUUGCGCUAGCGAUGCCGGCACUUUGGCACCUACUCAGCUGCAUAUCCAGCCUCCGAACAGGUCACUAGAAGUCAAACACAACCGCUCAUCUGGAGAAUGGGCUAUUGCGCCCCGGAAAGUGACGCGUUGGAUGCGUUUCAUUUGGUUGCGGAGACCUCCGCGACUCCACGUAACUCCUGUUCAAAAACAGCCGCCUACCGACACGACGACUGGUGUCCGGCUCCAAAUUCAUUUUGAAAGAUAACAUUCACUCAUAAGCUAAGCAAGAUAGGCUUCUGUUGGCGGUAAGACAGAGAGACCUCGCGAGACAGUGGUAUUCCCCGUCUCUAGUUUCUUAACCACUUCAUGUCUUCUCCUUCUGUCCGAUAGGACGUCUCAAAUCAGUGGGGCUGGGCAACUGCGGCUGUCAUUCCCGAACUGGAAUAUGAGAUCGACAUUACUAACACUGAGGUCUACCGCUGUAAUCUGCGCCGACUGUCGCUACUGGAGGACUUGCUCCUCAAUAACCAAGUAAGUCGCUUGUGCUCGAAACACCUUUCCGUUUUCAUAACAAGGCUAUGCUCCCCACCGACAGGUGAUUCACAUGUCUGUCUCCAAUCCAAUCGUCCUUAUUGCCUAGGGACAAAGCCCAGGCCAAAUAGACCAAACUGAUCGUUCGGGCUAGAAAGAAGGGACAUACCACCUCCCUCACAAAAGCAGCUAAAAGUGGGACUCGUUCUGAAUGUACUAACUUUCCUCACCUGUGGUACUACCGCGAUGACCGCCUGGCGGUGAGCGGCCAAAUUGAGAAUACUGGAUACAUGAAUCUGCUAAAUGAAGCAUAAGCUGCGGCGGACAUUUAAAACUUGCUUUGUUUGACCAUCGAUUCUUGAUUAACACAAAUGUGGCCACGCCAGUGAGGAUGCAUUGCAGUUCAGGGUCACAGUUUAGUUGCUCUUCGUAGUCGGCUUUUACUUGAGGUUCACGAGAACGCUUCAGCACCAAAUACCAUCUGCACUGUGCACGACAGGCAUACCAGUAUCGUUUGCGGUUGAACGUAAAUGAGGGUUGGCCAGGGCGUCUCCCCAAUCCGUGCAGCCCUGUGUCGUCCGGCGCGGCCAACCGACAGGAACCGGCCGUUAAAGUUAUGAUCAACGGAGUACUCGCGCACGAAAACGUCUCAGUAGUAGAGAAACGGCCUCAGAAAUAGCACUCCAAGCCCCGGACUGUCCCCACCCUCCCCCUUAGUUUAUUCACCAUAGCUUCUCUGUUUGCACCGCUCAACGAACCCGCUGGUACCUAGUUUUUUUUGGAAAACGUCGCGGAUGCCGACUUGUUCAGUAUUCCUGUAAGCAGGCUGAAACAAAACCAUGCAACUACGCUGUACAGACGAUGUUGGAUGCCUUGAAGGUACAAUGCCUGAUGUCUGCCAGUGGUUUUUCUAAACACCGUUGCUUGCCAUUUCCAAUAUUUACGUUAGCGCUGAACGGUGAUUUGGCUGAGCCUCGGUAGCGGCUGUAAAGUAGAUGCUAAGGUCAAUCGAGCUCAGAAGUCUCUUGAUGCUGUACUUAGUAAGAAUUGAUAAUUGGCAAGAUGCCAUCGACAUGCCGACCUCGACAAUUCCAUGGAUAUCCGACCAACUGCCUGUCUUGGCGAGCCCGAGUCUCCAGGGCAGGCACAGUCUUUAUCUUACGAUAGCGCAGUCACAGGCUGCACAAGUUGACAAGGCGGAAAAUUGCUAGACAGGCGGGCUAAGUAUGACUGGCUGACGACGGCUAAUAAGCCAGAAAUGGCCAUUCCAGUCUCCCUUUUCUUUGUCGGUAAUAAAAUACUGCCUAUAUCAUGCGCCACUGCUGGUUGGGCUCGAGAGAGGCACAACGGAACGAGUGAGUUCCGUAAGAACGAUCGGUGAGCGCCCCCUACCAUUGUAUAUUCCCGAUCGAAACCGAAAGGGCAACGGGCUUGUGGCCCAGUGGUUAGAGGCGUAGACUUCUGACAGGUCGCGAGCUCGAGCCUCGGGUGUUCCACGCCUCUGGGUUGGGUAUGACUGGCUGACGACGGCUAGUAAGCCAGAAAUGGCCAUUCCAAUCCCCCUUGUCGGUAGUAACAUACCACAGUCAGAAUGAGCAAUCUUAGUUGCCGUAUACGCAUACAUAUGGUCUGCUCUGAGACUGACACUCGAACGCCAGGACGUAUUUUGCCGGUCUUUUUGCUGUUGGAUGACACGGCUGUGAGAACUCAACUUUCCGAAUACAGUAUGUUGUUAAAUUAUAGGGGCGCCCUGCAUUCUCGUAAACACAAUUCCCUCUACUACCAUGUGGUUUUUGGAUGAGGCGCCGAGGUCCCAAAUCACUAUUCGUGUUCCAGGGCUCGCAGCGAGAGGUUUCCCAGGCUGCGAACUUGUGAUGGUUAUGGUCUACUUGUCAUCUCUGGUAUGUUCCGUUGGGCUUAGGAAACAUUGAAAGACAAGGAUGUAAUAUCAAGGGGCUGUGGGAUUGCUCUGCCAACUGCGUUGUAGAAGGGCUCUUUUACGAGGAACAAAAUACGGCAAAACGUACCAGAAACAUUCAGCGUAAUUCACACACUUUAUGAUGCAAUGUGACCCUGUUCGGUGUUUUAGUUGGUCGUCACGGCGGAAGGACAGGCCGUCCUCGAGGAGUGGCGCAAGGAACGCGACCACCUGCGCCUCCUGACCAAGGUCUGCUUCAACGAGCACUUUGGCAGCAUUUUUCGAUCAUUCCACAACCCCUCCUAUUUCUCCCAGCGAUUAGGUCAGUACGCCUCCAUGUACACAUCCUCAGUGACCAACCUUCUUGCCCUCCCAAUAAACCACACCUGUUAUCCUCGGCGGACUCCCCUACCACACGAGCACCUCUGA